AUGGCACCUUAUAUUUCAGGAGUGAGAGCCUUUAUUACUGUUUUCCUAACCACCCUAAUGCUUCCCUUGCUUCUCCCAGAAGGUUAUUCUUCUUCUGUGCUAAUUGCCACUGCAGAAACCCCAAAAAUACCAGAUGAUGAUCUGAUAGAAUUUCCUUUAAAUUUAGAGUACUUGGAGGCUGAGUUUUUCUUGUUUGGUACUCUGGGUUAUGGAUUGGAUGUAGUUGCUCCAAACCUAACUGGGGGAGGACCCCCUCCCAUUGGUGCCAAAUUGGCUCAACUUGAUUCCUUUGCCAAUGAUGUCUUCGUGCAGUUUGCUUAUCAAGAAGUUGGUCACUUGAGGGCCAUAAAGAGCGUAGUGAAAGGGUUCUCUAGGCCAUUGUUGAACCUAAGUGCAGCAUCUAUUGGCAAGCUAAUGGACGAUGCAUUUGGGAAACCUCUGAUUCCUUCCUUCGAUCCCUAUGCUGAUUCACUAAAUUUUAUUCUUGCUUCUUACGUGAUUCCCUAUGUUGGCCUCACCGGCUAUGUUGGUCUUCUGGGAGUAGAGUCCGGGCAAGAUGCAGUUAUUAGAGCAUUGUUGUAUGAACGCAAAGCACAAUUGGUGCAACCCUAUGGAGUGACUGUGGGAGAGUUCACAGAUCGCAUUUCAGACCUAAGGAACAAGCUAGGAAAAGCUGGUUUGAAAGAUGAAGGUCUUACCGUGCCUAGGUCUGAAGGUGCUGAGGGUAAUGUUACAGGCAACAUUCUGGCUGGUGACAAAGAAUCAUUGGCGUAUUCAAGGACUCCAAAGGAAAUAUUGAGGAUUGUGUAUGGAACAGGUGAUGAACAUGUUCCCGGUGGCUUUUAUCCUGAUGGUGGAAAUGGUGACAUAGCUAGAAUUCAACUGCAUGAUUUGAUUUAUGUUAUUUCUACACAAAAUCAUUUGAACCUGUUUCUAUUUACAGAAACACGUUACACUAGGCAGAUAGGUAUGGCUGUAGAUUCAGCUUCAUCAGUGAAGAAAUCAAGCAAUGGAGUUAAUGAGUUGCUGACAUUUAAUGCUGAGAAUAUGCAAAGCAACAUGAAAACUAUCUAUUACAGCCGAACAUUUUUAUCUAUAAUUGGUGGAGUUGUUGCUGGUAUUUUGGGAUUUACAGGCUUGAAAGGAUUUGUGUUUUACUUACUUCUCAUGGCACUUACAUCACUAGGGCUCAUUGCAAAAGCAAGUUUUUCAACCCACACAUACUUUGACUCCUGGAAUCGAGUGCUACUUGAUGGCUUUCUGGGUGGCUUAAUGUCGUUCGUGCUCUUCUGGACAUUUGCCUAUGACAUUGUCCAUAUAUUUUGA
Molecule: messenger RNA, 1326 nt
Organism: Sphenostylis stenocarpa
Lineage: Eukaryota; Viridiplantae; Streptophyta; Magnoliopsida; Fabales; Fabaceae
Source: the annotation of a GenBank genome assembly